CCACCCACAGUAUCUUUUAAACACAUGCAGGCAAGCGUUAGCUACACGUAGAAAACGCCUCAACAGCUCCAUUUGUAUGAAAAGAUGCUUGAGUCGCUUUACCUGCUCAGUGUAGUUUUUUAAACACGGGAACGCGCCUGCGUGCUCGCGCUCUUUAACAAACAGGUGCGCUCAGCUCACAAGAGGACACACAACAGCAGUGGGGUGAUAUGACGGAGACGGCAGAGACAAUCAACAUGGAGGACUUCUUCAAAACGGUGGGGGAAGUGAGAAGCCUCAUUGAAAAAAUCUCCAGCCAAGCAGAAGAGGUGGAGAAGAGACAUGGCGUCAUCCUUUCCACUCCAAACCGAGACAAGGGAAAAAAAUACGAGCUGGAGCAGCUGAACAACGACAUUAAGAAAAACGCCAACUUGGUCCAAGCCAAGUUGAAAUCAAUGCAGGAGAACCUGCCAGUGGAUGAAAACAGUAAAAGACCAUCAGUAAUUCAGCGUAUUCAGAAGACACAGCACUCACACCUGACCCGGUGCUUUGCUGAAGUCAUGAGGGGACACCAUAAAGCACAGGUCUCCUUCAGAGAGAAGUGCAAGGCACAAAUCCAGAGACAGCUGGAGAUUGUGAAUAAAGUGACUACAGAUGAGGAGCUGGAGGAGAUGCUGCACCGUGACAAUCUUAGCAUCUUCAUAUCUGAUAUCAACUCUGACACUCGGAUUUCAAGCCAGGCUCUGAGUGAGAUUGAAUCCCGUCAUCAGGACAUCGUCUGCCUCGAGUCCAGCAUCAGAGAGCUGCACGAGAUAUUUGCUGACACAGCCAUGUUGCUGGAGAUUCAGGGGGAGUUGAUCAACAACAUAGAAAAGAAUGUGACAAGUGCUGCAGAGUAUGUAGACAUGUCCAAAGCGGAAACCUAUAAAGCAGUCACGUACAAGAAAAACCCAUACAAGGUAGCAUCUCUCCCGAGUUUCUUCAAGCCUUUCAAAAGGAAAACCACGGCUAAAACUGCUACUGAUCAAAACACCUCAGACUUAAACCAUGACUGAGCUCCUGAACCUGUUUGAACAGCGACUGCACCAAACAUCCUGAUCAACAUCAAAGCCCACGCUCGCUGGAACUGUACUUUUCAUCUGAUUUAUUGUACAGUUCCUGUCCGCCCCCUCAAACGCCUUCUAAGGGAUAAUGAAGAAGCUGUUAUUUUUAACGAAGUGAGUUUGAACUGGCGUGAUAACAACCUGUCAACUGAAAGUUGUCAAGAUGCUGUGGACGAGCCCUGCGAGCCGGCCUCUGAGGCUAACUGUGGACUGUCAAAAGAACAAAUGCAGCAUACAACCUAAAAAAAAAUUUGAAUUUUAACUUAGUUGUCAAUCAAUGUUUACUGACUCUCAAUCCUGACACUUUAGGUGUCAAAUAUGGCAUUGCAAUAAUACAAAACAUUUUUAAAACACUAACUCAAGCUACCUUUUUAGAUGUACAAAUCCUUCUGGAUUAAUCUAUUCGUUAUUCACUCAUUCACAGUUUGCUGUUGUUCACCUGAGUGGCCAGUAGGUGGCAUAACAACAUUAACAACUCUGAACCAGCAUCACUUAACCUUCCUUUCUCUCUGCAAAACGCAAUAUAAUCUAAUGCCAUCAUGUUUAAUAUGCAGAGUGAAUUGUCUGUAAUGUUUGUAAUGUUUCUGUAAGACCAUGAAAAUCCAAAAAUAAACCUAUGUGCUACUUUA
Molecule: messenger RNA, 1711 nt
Organism: Plectropomus leopardus (leopard coralgrouper)
Lineage: Eukaryota; Metazoa; Chordata; Actinopteri; Perciformes; Serranidae
Product: syntaxin-2-like
Biological process (GO): exocytosis; intracellular protein transport; synaptic vesicle fusion to presynaptic active zone membrane
Cellular component (GO): SNARE complex; plasma membrane; presynaptic active zone membrane
Molecular function (GO): SNAP receptor activity; SNARE binding
Source: RefSeq, a predicted model, not a curated record